Molecule: messenger RNA, 2567 nt
Organism: Cololabis saira (Pacific saury)
Lineage: Eukaryota; Metazoa; Chordata; Actinopteri; Beloniformes; Belonidae
Gene: bmerb1
Product: bMERB domain containing 1
Exons: 6
Coding region: 287-1105 (272 amino acids)
Biological process (GO): negative regulation of microtubule depolymerization
Cellular component (GO): microtubule cytoskeleton
Source: RefSeq, a predicted model, not a curated record
GGACGUACAGAGAGAGACAUGCACGUAGGACGAGUCCACGCCGGCCGGGGAGCCCAGAAGGGCAUACGCAAGUAGGCUAUCCUGUCUGAAAUUAUAUUGAUUUGUAACGUUACAAUAUUUAUAUACGCUGAUAAUAUUUAUUCGCUGAUAAGGUGAUAGAUAUGUACAGCUGUGCGCGCUUUUGUGAUACAAGACCUUGUAGAGAAGACCCUCGCAUAGCCAUUAGUAAAACCACAUUGAGCCAGCCUAUUCCCACAUUUAUUUAGCAGUGGGGUCUAAUAAGAGCAUGGGCUUUCUGAAGCUGGUGCGGCGGCACCCGUGGGUGACCAACGUGAGCCUGUACGGCUGCCUGUUCGCCGGCGGGGACCUGCUGCACCAGCUGGUGCAGACGCGGCUCCGCGGGGACCAGCUCAACCUGACGCAGACGCGCAACGUCGCCAUCGUCGCCUUCGGCUUCCACGGGAACUUCAACUUCAUCUGGAUGCGCUUCCUGGAGAGGAUGUUCCCCGGGAACUCUGCCAGGAUGGUGGUGAGGAAGGUGCUGCUGGACCAGACGACGGCGGCGCCGCUGGCCACCUCUGUCUUCUACACAGGUCACUCAGAUGUGUCCAUGGCAGAGAGCACGAUGUCUCCGGAGGAGAUCGAGGUGGAGAUGACUCGGAUCCAGCGCCUACGGGAAGUCCUGGUGCGACGAGAGUCGGAGCUGCGCUUCAUGAUGGAUGACAUUCAGCUCUGCAAAGACAUCAUGAGUUUAAAACAGGAGCUGAGACAGAUUGUCACAGUACCAGAGAAGGAAAAAAACAAGAAGCACAGGCAGCGGGAAGAGGAGCUGAUCCUGAAGAUCCAUAAGCUCGUACAGAAGAGGGAUUUCCUGGUUGAUGAUGCUGAGGUGGAGAGAUUAAGGGAGAAAGAAGAGGACAAGGAGAUGGCAGAGUUCCUCACCCUGAAGCUGAGUCCUCUGGAACAAAGACUCAAACUCUCCCAAAAUCCUCCAAAGCCCAAGAGACAAAUCCCAGAAAUGCCUCCAAACAAACCCUUCAUCACCAAAUCAGGAGUGGCCAUUAUUAAGGACUGCUGUGGAGCCACCCAGUGUGCUGUUAUGUAACCAAAUUCAAUAUGGCUCCAACUCCAUGUCGCAACCUUGACAUCAGAUAACUUCCUUUUACUCAGAGAACUACAACUAGCAGUGUUUGUCCUUGAAUCGGUUCAAGAAACGGGUGCAUUACUUUAUUGCAGGCUUUUGGGAACUGAAUCACAGUUAAUAUUCAAGGAAUACUUGAAUGUUUGUAAAUGAGACAAUGGAUGUAACCGAAGUAAAGGGAGCUUUAAAGACAACUGUACAUAACAUCUGAUAACGGUAUGUUUAAAUAUUAUAAUGUUCAUUCAUAAGUAGUUUAGAUCAUUCAUUGAUGUUACAAAGCACAAAGUCCACGAAGUGAACAUGUGGAGUUGACUUUAAUGGUGGAGAGGUUCUUUGACGAGGAUAAGCUACUGGACACCAACAAGUGAACCUCCAACUAUUCAGAGCUUUGAAACUACGUUCUUCCCAUCUUUCCUGGCAGGACAAAUGGCUCUGAACAACAACAUGACUUGCUAUUUCAUGACUGAUGUUAUAUAAAUACUUGUGAAGGCUCGGAAACAAGCUGAGAAGCAAACAGCUCGACGAGAAAUGUACAAAUGAACAUGUCUGAAAUAACAUUACUGAAAGUGGUAUAAAACUAAAUAUUUGUCUGUUUUCCAACUUGCAAAAUUUCUGUUGAGCAUCCAAACGUUUAUGUAAUCAAACUACAGAAUCUUGCUUCAGUGAGAUGUUUUCAUUUAUGGAAAUGCAAUUAGAUCAAAUUCAAUGCAACUGUAAAACGUGACCCCAUUUAAUAGCACUGUUUAGAUAAUAAUCUGCCUGCAGCCACAUAUAACUUUUGUAAAUGUUUAUUUUAAUCCAUAUAACAAUUUUAUUGUCUGUAAAUACUUUGUUAAUUUGAAUCAUUUGUCGGUAUGCUUGGUUACUCGUAACGUCAACUCAAUACUCCAUCAGCUACCUGGAAACAUUCAUUAUGGAGCUGAGAAAUUAAUAUUUAGUUAUGUGUAUGUAUUUAUUUACAUAUACACACCUAUAUAUAUAUAUAUAUAUAUAUAUAUAUAUAUAUAUAUAUAUAUAUAUAUAUAUAUAUAUAAAAACUAAGUAUUAAUAUUUCAGUAAAAAAAAAAAUCUUCCAUCCUCUGACUUCAUCUUCUUUUCUAUGAUUUAAACAACUGGGAACUGAAUGCAACACUUGUAAAUGUCUCCAAUAGUUGGCGCGUGAGUGUACUUAGGAUGUUAGUGACUUGCAUCCUGGAAAAUGUUGCUCUUUGUUACUUUCCUUCCCUUCUAAUAACUUAGCAUUCGGUAGCUGUAGUGAAUUUAUGGGGGUACUAAUGAUGAAUAUUUAAAAAUAUGCAGAAUAUAAACUGGAAAUACUUGUACAUACAUGUUUAAAGAACAUAUUUAAAAGGAACUUGCAGUGUGUUUGUGUUAAAUAAUCUUUCAACCAUUUGAAGAAAAAAACAAUAAAUAAAUAAAGAAAAAA